AUGCGGAAAAAGUCCUUUUCAUCAACUGUGCCCAAAAUCGGUCACCCAUGUUCUGGCCGCACGGGAAUUUUGCCGCAUCCAACCCAGUGUCAUUGGUAUUACAAUUGUAGUCUAGAUGCAAAUCAAGCAGAUUGGGAGAAACAUGAACCGUUCACUGUUGAAUGUCCUUAUCCUCAACUUUUUGAUGAGUUCCAGAUGCGUUGCAGAGAAUAUCUAAACGUGAAAUGUGGCUCCCGAUUUGAACCCGUUGCCCACUGUGCUGGAAAUCUCGUCAUACUUUGUAAGGCUUCCUUUUCUUUCUUUCUUUCUUUCUUUCUUUCUUUCUUUCUUUCUUUCUUUCUUUCUCCCCUUCGUGAAUAUCGUGAAGAACAAUGCAACAACGUCCAUUGCAUCCCAUGUGAAGAACGUUUCUCAAGUUGCAGAAUGAAAGCAGAUGGAAUCUAUCCAUUCCGAACAGAUGUCUGGUCUCCGAUUUUUGUCUCGUGUUACGGUCAAAGAAACAUUGCCCAGGACAAAUGCUUCGAACCUACGCCAAUUUUCUCACCCGAGGAACAUAACUGCGUUUCCUUAUUCGAUGUCCCGAAAGAAAAAGGCGGUUUGAAGCCAAACUGUUUAUUUCACAAUGAUGGUCUUCAUGCAGACGAACAAGGACGCUGCAGCAUUUAUUUCGAAUGUAAAAACGAAAGAUUCAUUGGCUACUUCGAAUGUAACCAAGGUUUCGUAUUUGAUCCGAUCACUCGUAACUGUGUGUUUCCCCAUAUGGCCCCACCGCCAUGUGGCGAGAACCAGCAGCUUCCAACUUGCCGACACCGGGAAGAUGGCUUUUAUGCUGACGAAUAUAGCCGCUGUCCAUAUUAUUUUGAGUGUAGAAACUUUACAUUCCAGAAAUACCAUCGAUGUAAUUUUGGUUCGUUUGAUGCCCACCAGCAAAAAUGUAUCAUUCCCAUCGCCAUGUUAAUAUCUAUGUUUUUGUAUCUAUCUAUCUAUCUAUCUAUCUAUCUAUCUAUCUAUCUAUCUAUCUAUCUAUCUAUCUAUCUCAGUCUGUUCAUUAUCUGUCUAUUUAUCUAUCUCAUUUUGUUCAUCUAUCUAUCUAUCUAUCUAUCUAUCUAUCUAUCUAUCUAUCUAUCUAGCAAAUUAUCCGUCUCCAUUCAUUUCUUUGUUCUCUCUCCAUUCUUCCUUGACAGAGAUGUCACUUUUUAUUAUUUUUAUUGUUCCUUGUUAUCUGACACAGUUAUUUGCCUUCUCUCUUUUUCCUUUCGUUUCGUUAUCUUACAGCAAACGACAUUUUGCCUAUUUAAGAUAACAUAUGACCUUAUUCAACUCUAA
Molecule: messenger RNA, 1326 nt
Organism: Acanthosepion pharaonis
Lineage: Eukaryota; Metazoa; Mollusca; Cephalopoda; Sepiida; Sepiidae
Source: the annotation of a GenBank genome assembly